CAGUGCGGGUGCGUGGAGCUGCAGAAAGAGAGGGAGUAUUCUCACAUUUCCCGACUUCUCCCAGCCGCCGUGCAGCUUCCACAUCACCGCGGCGAGCCGAGACUAACCCCCGCUACUUUGUCGGGAAGAGAAACAAGCACCCCGGCGAGCAGAUGUGGCUGUAAAUGAGGGUUAAAGGACUGCUUAUCUGAUGAGAUCAUUCUCCAAUCUAGAAGGCUCCUCCAAACAGGGUGGUGAGGCUGGCAUGAUGGGCAGGUGAUGGAGUCUUGCCUCAGGUCUCCCCACCAUUGACUGGCCCUGCCGGUGCUCGCUCUGAGGCCCGAGUGUGUACCAGCGACCCCAGGCCCUCCCUUUCUCUGCCAUGGUGACAUAAAGCGCGUCGCAACAUGAGGGAGAGCCAACGUGAGACCGUCUCAUUUCUUUCUCCAGCUGCCGCCUCAACGCCUUUUGUCGUUUGUUCAAGAAAAGACUGAUUUUUUUUUUCGGGGAGUUGUCACCGCUGGCAGUUUUUAUCCCCCCCCCCAUCCCACCGGCCACCGAGCGCGACGUGUCGCCGGGCCUUUGGCGCGAGACCAUGCUGGGAUGCGUGACUCGCGUCCGUCGGCUGGUCCGUCUCCUCCCGCUGCAGACGUCCCUCCUCCUCCUCUUCCUCUUCUGCACCGUCAGCGUUUUCAUCUCAGCCUACUUCCUCUAUGGCGCCAAGCGGGAGCUGGAGCCAUCAGGAGGGGGCGUGUCGGGGGCGGAGGGAGCGUCGGCCGACUCCGACGACCUGCGGGUGGCGCCGUCGCGGCUUUUGCCGGUGCGGAGCAUCUCAGGAGGGCCCGGGGCGGAUCCCGCCGGGGUCAGGACAGAUCCUGUAGUUCUGGUGUUUGUGGAAAGUCAGUAUUCGCAACUGGGUCAGGAGAUUGUGGCUAUUUUGGAGUCCGGGCGGUUCCAGUACCGGACGGAAAUAUCGCCCGGGAAGGGGGACAUGCCUACCUUGACGGACAAGGAGAGAGGACGUUUCACACUGGUGAUUUAUGAGAACAUUCUCAAGUAUGUGAACCUGGACGCGUGGAACCGGGAGCUGCUGGACAAGUACUGUGUGGAAUACGGCGUGGGCAUCAUUGGGUUCUUCAAGGCCAAUGAGAACAGCCUGCUGAGCGCACAGCUGAAAGGAUUUCCCCUCUUCCUCCACUCCAACUUGGGUCUGAAGGACUGCACCGUCAACCCCAAGUCCCCCCUGCUCUUCAUCACCCGAUCGGGGCAGCCGCUGCCGGGUCCUCUCCCCGGAGACGACUGGACCGUCUUCCAAUCCAACCACUCGACGUACGAGCCGGUGUUGUUGGCCAAGACCCAGUCGGCCGAGAGCAUUCCGUCCAUGGGACAGAACGCCGCUCUGCUCCCGUCGGUGGUGCAGGACUUGGGGCUGCAUGACGGCAUCCAGAGGGUCCUGUUUGGGAACAACUUGGUCUUCUGGCUGCAUAAGCUGGUGUUUGUGGACGCUGUGGCCUUCCUCACCGGGAAGAGGCUGUCCUUGUCCCUGGAGCGCUACAUUCUGGUGGAUGUGGAUGACAUCUUUGUGGGCAAGGAGGGCACGCGCAUGAAGGUGCCUGAUGUGAAGGCCCUGCUGGAGACGCAGAGAGAGAUGCGCACCCAUGUUCCCAACUUCACCUUCAAUCUGGGCUUCUCAGGGAAAUUCUUCCACGCCGGAUCGGAUGAGGAGGACCUGGGUGACGACCUGCUGCUUUCCUAUGUCAAGGAGUUCUGGUGGUUCCCCCACAUGUGGAGCCACAUGCAGCCCCAUCUUUUCCACAACCAGUCUGUGCUCGCCGAGCAAAUGCUGCUCAACAAGAAAUUUGCGAUGGAGCACGGCAUCCCCACCAACAUGGGCUACGCGGUCUCGCCCCACCAUUCGGGCGUCUACCCUGUCCACAUGCAGCUCUAUGACGCCUGGAAGAAAGUGUGGAGCAUCAAGGUGACCAGCACCGAGGAAUAUCCGCACCUAAAGCCGGCCCGGUUUCGACGAGGUUUCAUCCACAGCGGCAUCAGCGUGCUGCCCAGGCAGACGUGUGGUCUUUUCACACACACCAUCUUCUAUAAAGACUACCCAGGCAGCCCCAAUGAGCUGGACAAGCUCAUCAACGGGGGGGAACUCUUCCAAACGGUUCUGCUGAACCCGAUCAGCAUUUUCAUGACUCAUUUGUCCAACUAUGGGAAUGACCGCCUUGGCCUGUACACGUUUAAAAGCCUGAUGAUGUUCGUCAAGACCUGGACAAACCUGAAGAUGCAGACCCUCCCGCCUGUGCAGCUGGCUCAAAAAUACUUCAGCUUGUUCCCCUCCGAGAGAGAUCCACUCUGGCAGGAUCCAUGUGAGGACAAACGACAUAAGGACAUCUGGUCCAAAGAAAAAACAUGUGACCGCUUCCCCAAACUCCUUGUCAUUGGCCCUCAGAAGACAGGCACAACCGCCCUCUACCUGUUCCUCAGCAUGCACCCCGACCUGACCAGUAACUACCCCAGCAAGGAGACCUUUGAGGAGAUCCAGUUCUUCAACGGCCACAACUACCACCGAGGCAUUGACUGGUAUAUGGAGUACUUCCCCUUGCCCUCCAACGCCAGCUCAGACUACUACUUUGAGAAAAGUGCCAACUACUUCGACUCGGAGGUGGCUGCUCAGAGGGCUGCGGCCCUCUUGCCCAAAGCCAAGAUCAUCGCCAUCCUUAUCAACCCAGCGGACAGAGCGUACUCUUGGUACCAGCACCAAAGAGCCCACGAUGACCCGGUGGCGCUGAAAUACUCCUUCCAUGAUGUCAUCACGGCCGGCCAGGACGCCCCGGCCAAGCUGCGGGUCCUCCAGAAUCGCUGUCUGUUGCCAGGCUGGUACGCCGUGCACCUGGAGCGCUGGAUCAACUACUACCACUCCAGCCAGCUGUUGGUCUUGGAUGGACAGAUGCUGAAGACCGAGCCCGCCUCCGUCAUGGAUAAAAUUCAGAAGUUCUUAAGCUUGGCUAACGCCAUCAACUACCACAAGAUCUUAGCGUUUGACCCCAAGAAGGGUUUCUGGUGCCAGUUGCUGGAGGGCGGGAAGACAAAGUGUCUCGGGAAGAGUAAAGGACGCAAGUACCCCGACAUGGACCCUGAGUCCCUGGCGUUCCUCAGGGACUACUACAGGGAUCACAACAUCGAGCUGUCCAAGCUGCUGUACAGAAUGGGCCAGCCGCUCCCCAUCUGGCUCAGAGAGGAGCUGGUCCACACCAGGUAGCAUCACCGCAGGGGGCAACCGGGGAGACAUUACAGCCCCGAAGCAUUCAAUAGCAGCCCUGCAGGGGGGGCGCUGAAGUGAAGAGUGAAGCUCACACCAGAAGAAGGACAUUCUAUCAGGAUCCGCGCACGGGAUGUCCGACCGGACCUCAGAACAUUUUGCCGUUCAUUCUGUGAUCUCCCAUAAAGUGAUGAGCUGGAAGAGGACGGAGCUUGGAGAUGCUGUGGAGCGCUCAGCAUCACAAGUCAGGAACCGGGAGGCCUCGCUCGCUCCUGAGGAGGAAUAGGGACCAUCCGAACCGCAGUCCAACCUUCUCUCACACGUGCGAAGGCUGAUCUUGCACAGUUUCAGUUCUGGAAAAAGACUGUGCCCGGAAUCAGCGCCGAUAUGUUUUUCUUCUCUCUUUUUUUUUUUUUUUAAGCACAGAAACUCUGGGCUGACGGACAAAAAAGACAUUUGUUGUUUUAAAAAGUUCGGACGAUGGGACAUCCGGCUGCAUGCUGACGGACCUUGCUAGAAUCUUGUAAUUGCAUUUACAAGAGCCAGAACAGAAUCUCUUAUUAAAAAAUGACCAUUUGGACAGUUUUCUUUGGUAGUUUCAUGAUACCUGUAGAAUGUACCAAAAGUAAAGCAUCUGAGCUCCCAUUCCUCCUCCAGGCCACGCGUAAGAGGACGUCAAACUGCCUGCUGUCACAUGACCACUGAAUGGGCGAAAGCGGGACGUGAUGGACGGGCUGUCGAAAGCACAAUAUUUAAAAGGUACUCGAGUUGGG
Nerophis lumbriciformis (worm pipefish) is the source of this 4017-nucleotide messenger RNA. It is a transcript of the gene ndst1b, whose product is annotated as N-deacetylase/N-sulfotransferase (heparan glucosaminyl) 1b. The record is from RefSeq and is a predicted model, not a curated record. Gene Ontology annotation, cellular component: Golgi apparatus. NCBI's taxonomy places the organism in Eukaryota, Metazoa, Chordata, Actinopteri, Syngnathiformes, Syngnathidae. Gene Ontology annotation, molecular function: heparan sulfate N-sulfotransferase activity; hydrolase activity; deacetylase activity.